Molecule: messenger RNA, 396 nt
Organism: Coprinopsis cinerea okayama7#130
Lineage: Eukaryota; Fungi; Basidiomycota; Agaricomycetes; Agaricales; Psathyrellaceae
Exons: 3
Coding region: 1-396 (131 amino acids)
Source: RefSeq, a predicted model, not a curated record
AUGCUCCAAGUGCCCCCUUCCAAGGAGAUGCAGCUUUACGUUCGCGACCACGAUUACCACUGGUAUUUCUUGACCUUUAUAGUUGAAAGCCAUUUGUUUUGUGUCCCAAAGUACCGUUUUGUAGAGGACUCAGACGUCUUCUGUGAGCGAUACCAAAUUACCGAUGGCGAUGACGAACACGACGUGCAAAGUCGUAUCCCACUCGACGUCGGCUUGGUGGACUUUCGAAAUUUCCUCAAGGCGUUUUAUCCUCGACAGCGAACUGGGACGCUUGAGCUUUCUGACGCGGAGUGGAUCUCUGUGUUGAAGCUCUCUACCGAGUGGUUCUUCAACGACUUACGCAUGGAAGCUAUCAUCCAACUCACCGAUGCCGACAUUGGAAUCAUUGAGCGAUAA